AUGGAUUAUCUUGAGCAGGAAAAUCGGGUACUUCGUGAAGAAAUGACAGUCAUGCAGACUAGGAUGGACGAGAUGGCUGAAUUAAUAAAAACAAUGGCAGAAACUCAGACUCAAGCUCAAGCACAGAUUCAAGCACAAGCGCAAGCAUUGGCACAAGCGCAAACUCAAGCUCAGGCCGUAACAGAAGCGCAGGCCCGAUCACAAGCACCUCCACCCCCUCCUCCUAUCAGAACUCAGGCCGAGGCAUCUUCUUCUUGGACGCUAUGUGCUGACACUCCAACGCAGUCCGCUCCGCAACGUUCCACGCCUUGGUUUCCACCUUUCACUGCUGGGGAGAUAUUUCGUCCUAUCACUUGUGAAGCUCAGAUGCCCACUCACCAGUACACGGCUCAGGUACCCCUACCUGCCAUGAGGGUCACUCCAGCCACCAUGACCUACUCAGCACCUGUGAUACAUACAAUCCCGCAAACUGAAGAACCUAUCUUUCAUUCAGGGAAUGUAGAGGCUUACGAGGAAGUAAGCGACCUACGAGAAAAGUAUGAUGAACUACGCCGAGACAUGAAAGUCCUCCGUGAAAAAGGGAAAUUUGGGAAGACUGCGUACGAUCUCUGUUUGGUACCGAGUGUGCAGGUACCUCACAAAUUCAAGAUUCCAGACUUCGAGAAAUACAAAGGGAGUUCUUGCCCUGAGGAACAUCUAAAAAUGUAUGUGAGAAGGAUGCCUGCGUAUGCCCAAGAUGAUCAGAUUCUUAUUUACUACUUCCAAGAAAGCUUGACCGGCCCUGCUUCAAAAUGGUACACAAACCUAGACAAAACAAGGGUUCAAACUUUCCGUGACCUUUGUGAAGCUUUUGUGGAACAGUACAGUUACAAUGUAGACAUGACUCCGGACCGAAGUGAUCUCCAAGCCAUGACUCAGGGAGAUAAAGAGACGUUCAAAGAGUAUGCCCAACGGUGGAGAGACACCGCUGCCCAAGUCAGCCCACGAAUUGAGGAGAAAGAGAUGACCAAGCUCUUCCUAAAAACUUUGAAUCAUUUUUAUUACAAAAAGAUGGUCGGGAGUACACCAAAGAGCUUCGCGGAGAUGGUUGGUAUGGGAGUACAGUUAGAAGAAGGAGUCCGAGAAGGACGCUUAGUAAAGAAUACAACUCCUGCCAGUGGGACCAAGAAGACCGGGAACCAUUUCCCGAGGAAGAAAGAACAAGAAGUCAGUAUGGUGACUCAUGGAGGGCCUCAACAAACUUAUCCAGCCUAUCAACACAUUGCUGCCAUCACACCCACCUCUCACCCUUUUCAACAAACAAAUAACCAUCCUCAAAUACCACAAUAUCCUCAAAUACCACAAUAUCCUCAAUUCCCACAAAAUCCUUCACCACAAAAUGUCCAACCACAAAAUCAACCAUACCAACAAUACCCAUAUCAACAAUACACUCAACAAAAUUUCCAACAACAACCUUAUCAACAACGCCCACAACAACCUCGACCACCAAGAAUGCCGAUUAACCCAAUACCAGUCACCUAUGCAGAAUUACUUCCCGGCUUACUCAAGAAAAACCUUGUCCAAACUAGAACAGCUCCUCCUAUCCCAGAAAAACUACCAUCUUGGUAUAGACUUGACCAGACUUGUGACUUCCAUGAAGGGGGCCGUGGCCAUAACAUUGAAACUUGUUAUGCCUUUAAAAGCACAGUGCAGAGGCUGAUCAAUGAUGGAAAAAUAACUUUCACAGACUCGGCGCCAAAUGUUCAAACAAACCCGUUGCCGAAUCAUGGUGCCGCAACAGUCAACAUGAUCGAAGAUUGUCAAAAGACUUGUCCCAUUCAGAAUGUUCAACAUAUCAGAACACCCUUGGUUCCGUUACAUGCCAAGUUAUGCAAAGUCGACCUUUUUGAGCAUGAUCAUGAUCUCUGUGAAAUAUGCCUUAUGAACUCCGGAGGAUGUCAGAAAGUAAAAAAUGAUAUUCAAGGGCUUCUGGACCGAGGAGAGCUUGUGGUCGAAAGGAAGUGUGAUGAUGUGUGUGUAAUAACUCCCGAAGGACCUUUGGAGGUAUUUUAUGACAGUCGAAAGUCAACUAUCACCCCUCUGGUGAUCUGCUUACCGGGUCCACUGCCAUAUGCUUCUGAAAAAGCCAUUCCAUACAAAUACAAUGCCACCAUGAUUGAAGAGGGUCGUGAGGUUCCAAUACCGCCUUUGUCUAGUGUGGAUAAUAUUGUUGAAGACAGUAGAGUUCUGAGGAAUGGGCGCGUUGUUCCCAUAGUAUUCCCAAAGAAGAUUGAUGCUACAAUAAACAAGGAGGUUCGGACUAAAGAUGCUGGUAUCGCCAAAGAAGUGGAUCAACCCAAUGGGGAUGGUACAAGUGCAGAGUUUGAUGAGAUUCUCAAGUUAAUAAAGAAGAGCGAGUACAAGGUUGUUGACCAACUGAUGCAGACUCCAUCCAAAAUAUCCAUAAUGUCUUUAUUACUAAAUUCUGAGGCCCAUAAAGAUGCAUUAAUGAAGGUUUUAGAACAAGCUUUUGUGGAUUAUGAUGUAACGGUGGGUCAGUUUGGCGGAAUAGUAGGGAACAUCACUGCAUGCAACAACUUGAGUUUCAGUGAUGAAGAGCUCCCAGCAGAAGGAAGGAACCAUAAUCGGGCGCUGCAUAUAUCUGUGAAUUGUAAAACCGAUGCUUUGUCAAAAGUGCUGGUGGAUACUGGAUCAUCUUUGAAUGUAUUGUCCAAAACAACUUAUACCCAACUCGCUUACCAAGAUGCACCUUUGAGACGAAGUGGGGUAAUGGUGAAAGCUUUUGAUGGCUCGAGGAAGGAUGUCCUUGGAGAGGUGGUUCUACCUAUCACAGUUGGGCCACAAGUUUUCCAAGUUAAUUUUCAAGUCAUGGACAUUCAAGCUUCGUAUAGUUGCCUACUGGGUCGACCCUGGAUUCACGAGGCAGGGGCUGUCACAUCCACGCUGCAUCAAAAGCUGAAGUUUGUAAAGAAUGGGAAGCUAGUAACUGUAAACGGUGAAGAGGCUUUAUUGGUGAGUCAUUUGUCAUCUUUCUCUUUCAUUGGGGCAGACGAUGUCGAAGGGACACCUUUUCAAGGGUUUACUAUAGAAGAUAAGAAAACCCAGAGGAAUGAAGCCUCUAUCUCGUCUCUGAAAGAUGCUCAGAAGGUCAUACAAGCAGGAGGGUCCACAAGCUGGGGAAAGCUAAUAGAGCUUCCAGAAAACAAGCACCGAGAAGGUUUGGGUUUCUUCCCAUCUACUAGUUUGUCCACAGCAAAGAAGGGCACUUUCCACAGUUCGGGCUUUAUCCAUGCAAUCAUUGAAGAUGAUCCUGAAAGUGUGCCACGAGGUUUUAUAACGCCAGGAGUAUCCAGCCACAAUUGGGUUGCUGCGGAGGAAGAAGAGAAUGAAGAGAUCCCUGACGAAAUCUCUCGACUACUCGAACAAGAAAGGAAGACCAUUCAGCCUUAUGGGGACGAACUAGAAGUGAUUAACUUGGGCACCAAAGAAGACAAGAAAGAAAUCAAGGUUGGGGCAUCGCUCGAAACAAGUGUUAAAAAGCAAGUGAUAGAGCUCCUCGAAGAGUAUGUUGAUGUGUUUGCCUGGUCCUACCAAGAUAUGCCGGGUCUAGACACUGAUAUUGUGGUACAUCACCUACCUUUGAAACCUGAGUGUCCGCCAGUCAAACAAAAGUUGAGAAGAACACGUCCCGACAUGGCUCUCAAAAUCAAAGAAGAGGUACAGAAACAGAUCGACGCUGGUUUCCUCAUCACAUCAAAUUACCCCCAGUGGUUAGCUAACAUAGUGCCUGUUCCAAAGAAAGAUGGUAAGGUCAGAAUGUGUGUUGACUACCGUGAUUUAAACAAAGCUAGCCCGAAAGACGACUUUCCUUUACCUCAUAUUGACGUGUUGGUUGACAGUACUGCCAAGUCUAAAGUCUUCUCAUUCAUGGAUGGAUUCUCCGGUUAUAAUCAAAUCAAGAUGGCACCCGAAGAUAGAGAGAAAACAUCAUUUAUUACACCUUGGGGCACUUUUUGCUACAAAGUAAUGCCGUUCGGUUUAAUCAAUGCAGGAGCUACUUAUCAGAGGGGUAUGACUACUCUUUUCCACGAUAUGAUACAUAAAGAGAUUGAGGUCUAUGUGGAUGAUAUGAUAGUCAAGUCGAUUACUGAAGAAGACCAUGUCAAGUAUCUACAGAAGAUGUUCCAGCGCCUGAGGAAGUACAAACUUCGUCUAAAUCCCAACAAAUGCACUUUUGGUGUCAGAUCCGGAAAGCUUCUAGGUUUCAUUGUCAGCCAGAAAGGCAUCGAAGUAGAUCCUGACAAAGUCAAAGCCAUCAGAGAGAUGCCUGCUCCGAGAACAGAAAAAGAAGUAAGGGGUUUUCUUGGACGACUAAAUUACAUCUCCCGGUUCAUUUCUCAUAUGACUGCAACUUGUGGGCCGAUAUUCAAACUACUCCGCAAAGAACAAAGUAUUGUGUGGACCGAAGAUUGCCAGAAGGCUUUUGACAGCAUAAAGAAGUACUUGCUAGAACCACCGAUUCUCAUCCCUCCAGUUGAAGGAAGACCUUUGAUCAUGUACCUAACAGUGCUAGAAAAUUCCAUGGGUUGUGUGCUCGGACAACAAGAUGAAACCGGAAGAAAAGAGCACGCCAUUUAUUAUUUAAGCAAGAAGUUUACUGAAUGUGAAUCUCGCUACUCCAUGCUCGAGAAGACGUGUUGUGCUCUAGCCUGGGCUGCCAAACGCCUCCGUCAUUAUAUGAUUAAUCACACUACUUGGCUGGUAUCUAAAAUGGAUCCAAUCAAGUACAUAUUUGAGAAGCCCGCUUUGACAGGAAGGAUUGCACGGUGGCAGAUGCUACUAUCUGAAUAUGAUAUCGAGUACCGUUCCCAGAAGGCAAUUAAAGGCAGUAUUCUUGCUGAUCACUUAGCUCACCAACCACUUGAAGACUAUCGACCUAUCAAGUUUGACUUUCCUGAUGAAGAGAUUAUGUAUCUAAAGAUGAAAGAUUGUGACGAGCCACUAUUCGGAGAAGGUCCUGAUCCAGAUUCAGUAUGGGGUUUGAUAUUUGAUGGGGCUGUCAAUGUAUACGGCAACGGCAUAGGGGCAGUACUCCUUACUCCUAAGGGUGCUCACAUCCCUUUCACAGCAAGACUCCGGUUUGACUGCACGAACAACAUCGCUGAAUAUGAAGCCUGCAUCAUGGGUAUUGAAGAAGCCAUUGAUCUAAGAAUCAAGAACAUCGAAAUAUAUGGAGAUUCAGCUCUUGUAAUCAACCAGAUCAAAGGAAAAUGGGAAACUCUUCACGCAGGACUAAUACCUUAUCGAGACUAUGCAAGACGUUUAUUGACCUUCUUCAACAAAGUGGAAUUACAUCAUAUCCCUCGGGAUGAGAAUCAGAUGGCUGAUGCCUUGGCUACUUUGUCUUCAAUGAUCAAGGUGAAUCAUCACAAUGACGUGCCACUAAUCAGUGUCAAAUUCCUUGAUAGACCCGCUUAUGUGUUUGCCGCUGAAGCAGUUUUCGACAAUAAACCCUGGUUUCAUGAUAUUAAGGUGUUUCUCCAAACUCGAGAGUAUCCUCCUGGAGCAUCCAACAAAGAUAAGAAGACUCUCAGAAGAUUAUCUAGUAAUUUCUUCCUGAAUGGGGAUAUCUUGUACAAAAGAAACUUUGACACGGUCUUGCUCAGAUGUGUAGACAAAUAUGAAGCUGAUUUAUUGAUACAUGAAAUACACGAAGGAUCUUUCGGAAUUCAUCCUAAUGGGCACACAAUGGCUAAAAAGAUAUUGCGAGCAGGCUACUACUGGAUGACAAUGGAAUCAGAUUGCUACAAGCAUACCAGAAAGUGUCACAAGUGUCAGAUAUACGCCGACAAGAUUCAUAUGCCGCCAACUACACUCAAUUUGCUUUCCUCUCCGUGGCCUUUCUCUAUGUGGGGCAUUGACAUGAUCGGAAGGAUUGAGCCCAAAGCUUCAAAUGGACACCGUUUUAUCUUAGUGGCUAUUGACUACUUCACUAAGUGGGUUGAGGCCGCAUCAUAUGCCAAUGUGACCAAGCAAGUAGUGGUCAAAUUUAUCAAGAAUCAUAUCAUUUGUCGCUAUGGCAUCCCCAACCGGAUCAUCACCGACAACGAAACAAAUCUAAACAACAAGAUGAUGAAAGAAUUGUGUGAUGAUUUCAAGAUCGAGCACCAUAACUCUUCACCUUACAGACCCCAAAUGAAUGGUGCUGUCGAAGCUGCAAAUAAGAAUAUAAAGAGGAUUGUCCAGAAGAUGGUGGUGACUUAUAAAGAUUGGCAUGAAAUGCUUCCCUUUGCAUUACAUGGAUAUCGUACUUCUGUACGCACAUCAACAGGGGCAACCCCUUUCUCCCUGGUAUAUGGCAUGGAGGCAGUACUUCCUGUAGAAGUCGAAAUUCCAUCAUUGAGAGUCCUAAUGGAGGCUGACUUAUCAGAAGCUGAAUGGGUUCAGAAUAGAUACGACCAGUUGAAUCUAAUCGAAGAAAAGCGCAUGACAGCCCUAUGUCACGGACAGUUAUAUCAAAAAAGGAUGAAACAGGCCUUUGACAAGAAAGUUCGUCCCCGUGAGUUUAAAGAAGGUGAUCUCGUGCUCAAAAAGAUUUUCUCUUUCCAACCAGACUCCCGAGGCAAGUGGGCUCCUAAUUAUGAAGGGCCAUAUGUUGUUAAAAAGGCCUUCUCAGGUGGUGCCAUGACUCUACAAACCAUGGACGGUGAAGAACUUCCACGACCUGUAAACACGGAUGCAGUCAAGAAAUACUUUGUCUAAAAACUUUAAAAGAACAAGCUCGGUAAGUCGAAAACCCGAAAAGGGCGACUUAGGCAAAAAUGAGCGUCUCGGUGGACUGAAAACCCGAAAGGGCGGUCCAGGCAAAAAUUAGAGACAAUAAACAGAGAUCAUUAUCCUGAUAGAGUGAAAACCCGAAAGGGCAGUCUAUGCAAAAAAAAA
This is a messenger RNA of Medicago truncatula (barrel medic), 6942 nucleotides long. RefSeq lists its product as uncharacterized. The record is from RefSeq and is a predicted model, not a curated record. The coding region runs from base 1 to 6762 and encodes 2253 amino acids. NCBI's taxonomy places the organism in Eukaryota, Viridiplantae, Streptophyta, Magnoliopsida, Fabales, Fabaceae. Gene Ontology annotation, molecular function: nucleic acid binding; RNA-DNA hybrid ribonuclease activity; aspartic-type endopeptidase activity. The transcript has 3 exons. Gene Ontology annotation, biological process: DNA integration; proteolysis.